AUGGCCAGAUUCAAGUCACUUCUCAGACUGGACAAGGCCGGCCCUAGGAUUCGCAAGUUGUUCACGCGCGACCACGGCCAGUCUGCAACUGUUGCCAAUGCUGGUACCCUUGACGCAAACCUCGAGGCUAAUGCAAACACCGUCAACGAUAGCCACACGGACGCCGCUGCCAACAAACCAGCUGAUAUCCCGGGUACCCAGAAUACCCAUACCGUUCUCCCUGGCACUCCUGACCACCCAGUUGCUGUCCCAGUUCCACCCAAGGUGACUGAAUCCGGAGAACUUGAGAAUACAUUGACCCAAGCGACGGACCUGCAACCUGCCCUCGAGGCUGGCACGCACGACACUAUGCGAGUCUCUGUGCCCUCCCCAAACAAAAAGUACGCCCCGCCGGGCACAAGUGCGCAUGCGAACAAGGAGAACCUGCCUAUUGGCACAGCCCCCGAGAGGCAGAGAUAUCCGAACCAUGCGCCAGUUCAUAACGUCGUGGACGCCCUCGCUUCGUCCCUCGACGGCCUUGACCUCGAGAACACGCCUAAAAUCAACAUUCUCCAAGAAACAACACCAGUAGUUACGCCCGCGGUCCCUGAGAAAGAUGAGCUAAUAGCCCCGGAGCUCAGUCCAGAAGAACUCAAGGCACUCCAGGCCGAGCAGGAUCGACAUAGCUACUUCACCGAGGAAGCGCUUGAAAUGGCUCGAUUGGCCCUCCGGACAAACGAAACACCUGUAGGGUGUGUUUUCGUACACAAGGACAAGAUCAUCGCCCGAGGCAUGAACGCUACGAAUGUGACCCGAAAUGGUACCCGUCAUGCUGAAUUUAUGGCUCUGGCCGCGCUCCUUUCGGUCCCUAGUGCGAAUCUACCCCGGACAACUUCCCUCAAGCCUAAGGUGGAGAUGAAGCCGGAAAACAUGUCGGAAGACAGCGCUUCCGCCUGCUCAGCUCCCCCCGACGAGGGCAAUGAGGAUGGCAGCAAGGGACACCUGUUUCCAUAUGGACAGAAAGAGCACCCUGAUGCCAAGGUUGACCGAUCUAUUAUCCGCGAAUGCGUGCUCUACGUGACCGUAGAGCCCUGCGUCAUGUGCGCUUCACUCCUUCGACAGCUUGGUAUUAAGAAGGUCUACUUUGGCGCAGUUAAUGACAAGUUUGGUGGCACCGGUGGCGUCUUCAGCAUCCACGCCAAUUCCCUCCCCGUUAGUAGCGAGGGGCCGUCGAUGAGCGCACACCCACAGCCACCACCCAUCCGACUCCCCGGCCGUGGGCAGAUUCUUGGAACCUCUUUUCCUCCUAGUGGUGGAGAUGGAGGCAACGUUGAGCCUGGCUAUGAGAUCGAAGGAGGCUGGGGCCGCGAUGAUGCCGUGGGGCUUUUGCGAAAGUUUUACGUCCAGGAGAAUGGACGAGCACCCGUGCCACGCAAAAAGGAGGGCCGCGCAGCCCGCCUUGCUGCGCUCGAGAACAAUGAAAACGACGACGAGAACGACGAUGCGUCCGAGGGCAUAGAACGUAUAGACACUGGGUUUCAGCCGAGGGACGACCCCGAAAUGAUCUUGAACAAUGGCGUUGACGAGCCAGACCAAGCUGAGGAGGGGCCUUUGGCUGCAGAGUCCGAGACAAGGCUGCUGGACAUCUAG
Clonostachys rhizophaga is the source of this 1629-nucleotide messenger RNA. The record is from the annotation of a GenBank genome assembly. NCBI's taxonomy places the organism in Eukaryota, Fungi, Ascomycota, Sordariomycetes, Hypocreales, Bionectriaceae.